AUGCUGGGCCAGAGCCAAGGGAGGGCAGCGGGAAAGAGAAUCGACUCACCUGUGCCCACUGCUACCUGCAGCUCAGAGACCCAGGCCGCCAGCCGGAGCCGCUCAGCUGCCCGCCUGGAUCCGUCCCGUCGGCCUCGCCCCGCGGGCCGGGCCCCGCUCUCUCACGAGAGGCUGGGGGAGAAGGGAGGCGGUGGCAGGGCGCCUGCGGAGGGGCCGGGAGGGCCCCCGCACCCCUCGGCUCGAAGACCGUACCACCAUCGGCACCGCCCGGACCCUCACCGCCGUCACGCUGCGCACCAAGCCCUCACGCCCCUCCUCAACAGCCUCUUCGGCAAGGACAGAGAACUAGAUGCCCAAGAGCUGGAUGAGUUGCAGGCGGCGUUCAAAGAGUUCGACACAGACCAGGAUGGCUACCUCGGGCACCGGGAGCUGGGCGCCUGCAUGCGGAGCUUGGGUUACAUGCCCACCGAGAUGGAGCUCAUCGAGGUCUCCCAGCACGUCAAGAUGCGCAUGGGCGGCCGCGUGGACUUUGAGGAGUUUGUGGAGAUGAUGGGCCCUAAGCUGCGGGAGGAGACGGCCCACAUGCUGGGGGUGCGGGAGCUACGCAGCGCCUUCCGCCAGUUUGACGCGGACCGAGACGGGAGGAUCUCCGUGGCGGAGCUGCGGGCGGCCGCCCCCGACCUGCUGGGGGAGCCCCUGUCCGGGCCGGAGCUGGACGAGAUCCUCCGCGACGUCGACCUCAACGGAGAUGGACACGUGGACUUCGACGAGUUUGUGAUGAUGCUCUCCUCUCGCUAG
Molecule: messenger RNA, 798 nt
Organism: Ornithorhynchus anatinus (platypus)
Lineage: Eukaryota; Metazoa; Chordata; Mammalia; Monotremata; Ornithorhynchidae
Gene: CABP4
Product: calcium binding protein 4
Exons: 7
Coding region: 1-798 (265 amino acids)
Molecular function (GO): calcium ion binding
Source: RefSeq, a predicted model, not a curated record